Messenger RNA from Nothobranchius furzeri (turquoise killifish), 2239 nucleotides. Its product is annotated as cytotoxic and regulatory T cell molecule. Lineage: Eukaryota; Metazoa; Chordata; Actinopteri; Cyprinodontiformes; Nothobranchiidae. Gene Ontology annotation, biological process: detection of tumor cell; cell recognition; positive regulation of natural killer cell mediated cytotoxicity directed against tumor cell target. Gene Ontology annotation, cellular component: plasma membrane. Gene Ontology annotation, molecular function: signaling receptor binding. The record is from RefSeq and is a predicted model, not a curated record.
GGGACUGUGCGUGUGUGUGCGUGCGUGCGUGCGUGCGUGUGUGUUCUCCAGACAGCUCUGGUCCAGGUUCCUGUAUGAUCUGCAGCUUUAUAUCGGUUCCAGACACAAACACAGGAGAACUCCCAUCCCUCUCUUCCAGUUUCCCUCAAAGACAAAACUACAGGGAUGACUUUCAGAAUAAAAGCCCAGACUCUUAACUAGGCUGGAUUGGAUUAGCUAAAGCAGAGGAAUAGUUUAACACACCUCGAUGUAAUCCUUCUGUCUUGUGACAUGUUAGAGUAGUUCUGAUCUGAGAGCAGUUCAGACACACGUAAUUGUUUCAGAUGCUACAAAAUCAGCUGUGUUUCAUUGGUGUGUAAAAACCUAUUUGUAGUCUAGUCUCAGACAGAAUCUUGAACUGUUAACCUGCAGUUUCACUGCUGAAAUCACAUGCGUUGAACUAAAAAGUCUGGGGAAACCACAGCUGUGCAACGUCAUGGCAGGUCCCUGAGUGGAGCUCAUAAGCAGCGAGUGAUGAGGAAGCUCACUGGAGUGUCAGUGCGACUGUCAGAAGAGCAAAUGGAGAAGAAGCUGCUGCUUGGUGUCUUUUCACUGAUGGUACAAGUUUCACUUGCGGCGGUGCAGCAUGUGACCGUGAUGCAGGGUGACCCUGUGAGCUUAACCUGCUUUCUAAACAAUCUGCACCACGCUCACGUAGAGUGGAAGAACCCAGAAGGACAUAUUUUGUUCUACAAUGCACGUGAAGGUGAACAUGCAAAAAGGGACAUUCGAAUCAGGAUUACCACCUUAUCACAGUCAGAAUUCUCCAUAAGGAUUACCAGUGUCACCUUUAAGGAUGGAGGCAACUACACCUGCACACAGUAUGAUGACAACGGAGCAUUCGAGCAGAUUGUGGAGGUGACGGUGUUAGGUCAGCCCAGGAUAUCAACAGUAAAACAUGGAAAAGUAAAUGUUGUGAAAUGCAGAGUUGAAGGGAACCACCACCCACCUCAGAUCUCAUGGAUACUCAGUAAUGGACCCGAGUUCAGUGUUCAUUCCACCAUUUACCGAGAUGGUCACACUUUUGUCUCUGAGGGGUCGUUGGGCGUCCAUCAUGUGAGGAACAGAGUCAUGGUCAAAUGUCUCGUCCAUCACCCAGCCCUGUACUCACCACCUCUACUGGCGUUUAUAAAACUCGGACAGAGACAGAAAAGGCCCGGCCCUCCCACCCUCAUCAGAGUGCCCACCGCUCACCCUGGGGGACAGAGGACAGCAGCAGGGGACUUCACAACAACAAUAAUGAAUGUCUUCUCAUCAGAGGAGUCAACCUUGUCCUCCAGUCUAUCCUUUUCCUCCAGCGACCCCAAGUAUGAGACGGUGACCCCUAGUCUCCAUCUGGAGCCUGUUACGUCCAGCGGCUCUCGUCGCAGCACCAGAGAUCUGAUGCCUGUCUCAGAGACAACAGUGGACACCCUCUUUAACAAGACGGUGGAGACAAACCACACAGAGAGCUCUGACUCAAACAUGCAAGUCGGUGCUGAAAGGACGUCCUCCUUAUUGGUCCUCCUGGUGACAACCCUGAUCUUUGGCCUCCUGGUGGUGGUCGUCUUUUUUGCGAUCAAGCUGAGGAGGGCCCACAUGGCCUGGAAGAGAGGUGAGCCGAACCGCCCAGGGUCUAACCUCCACAGUUUGUCAGUGUUUACACACACAUGCGUGCUUUCCAUUCACGUAGAAAAACAUCUUACAGAGUUCAUUGUUACAGAGAAUGAUGAUUCUGAUCCAUCAGAGGAGAGCAGCAAAUCCAAAUCGGUCCCGGAGGAUAAGAACUCCCAGGGGCAGCGGCGAAGAGGACUCUUUAACACGGCCUUCACGCAGUACGUUGUAGAGGAACCCCCCAUAAUGACUUCAGUCGUAAACACAAACGCAGCGACACCAAAGGAUCCGGCUCCGCAGCAAACAGCGUCCAGAAGCCACAUAAAGGAGACGUCUCUCUGAGGGGGGAAGGAAAAGCCUUCAUGGACCCACAUGAUGCAUCAGUCACAGAUCUCUGAUGGUAAUGGACCGUUAAGGGUCAGAGUUUACAUGGAGAACGUGGUUCCUGGAUCUCCUGUGGAGAUAAAGUGAGACUGAGGACACCAAUAAGCUGAACUCAUGAUGAAGAUCACUUGAGUUGCAACAGCAUAAACACUGUAUAGAUGUACAUAUGUUAAGACCUUUGUACCAAUAAAUGCCACUGUUUUUUAAUUGGGUGAAACUUUGA